CGGCAAUGUUGCAGAAAAGCAAAUACGAAGAUGUGUCUCACUCGGAAGGCGAGGGGUAAUAAAUAAUUCUCACAUUCUCACUGGCGUCGGCCACAUUCCACUCUGGGGUUAUCCCUCGUUUCCGCGAUCACCGUCUUCUCCCUAAUUACAUGUUUUUGCAGCAUCCCGAGCCAUCUAAGUGACUACUAUUAUGUUCAUGUUAUGAUGCGACUUCUAUGUUUCUUCCUUCUUUGUAUUCUCCAAGAUGCUACUCAUGCGGCGAAUCCCCUGGUGAUGAACUGGUCAUCACAGGCAUACGGCCCAGAUGGCCCAUGGCAAGCCGUGACGAUAGCAGUGGGCAGCAAUAGACAAUCAGUCGAUCUUUAUCCCGGCGCCAAUGGGGCCUCCACCAUUUUCGCAGACUCAAUUUGCUCGAACACAACUCUCUCGGCAACAUGUUACGCCGCACGCGCAGGCACUUAUAACCAGAGUGAAUCGACCACGGCGUUGCCCUUGAAUCGGAGCUCGUGGGAGACCGCUUAUUGGAACGUGCAAGGAGGAAGUAUACAAGGUUUUGUUAGCGACCAGGUCAAUGUUGGUUCUGUCAUCCCAAACGUCAGCUUCACGGCGGUCUAUCAAACAUACCAGACCUAUCCCAACGGCAAGGAUUAUCCGGUACCCGUCGGAAACCUAGCCUUAGGUGGGCCGUAUUUGAAAGAUAUGGUGUCGGGCUUCGGACUCGACACGAUCGCAGCGUGGCUAUACACCUCCGGGGGGGAAAAGAGUAUUCCAUCUUACUCGUUCGGAAUGCAUAUCGGGUCUGUAGAUCCAGCUGUUCCGGGAUCUCUGGUGCUAGGUGGGUAUGAUAAAAGCCGGGUCCUCGGGGGAGUGAGUUCACAGCCGGUAAGCUUGUCUUCUUAUUCUAGUGGCAUAUGGCAGAUUGUAUUGAAGGAUAUUGGACUGGGCGUUGCGACAGGAGGGUCGCCCUUCGCUUUUACGAACAAGAACGGGCUGUUCAUGCAAAACAGUGGCGCCGUGCUAGCCAAGCCAGCCACGAUUGACCCAACAAAGCCGUAUAUGUAUCUUCCAGAAGCCACCUGUGAUGCGAUCACUUCGUCCUUCCCCGUCUCGUUCAGCAAUGACUUGGGCCUGUACAUCUGGGACACGACCCGCAGUGACUAUGCGAAUAUCACAUCCUCCGCGACUUAUCUUGCCUUCUCGUUCAAUAAAGAUGGCCUGAACGAUCAGACGAUUACAGUCAAGGUUCCCCUGAGGCUGCUCACGCUUACGCUGCAAGACCCGCUGGUCGACCGCAACGUCACAUACUUUCCCUGUUUCCAUUCAACCGAUACCCCGGUUCUCGGUCGGGCCUUUCUGCAGGCCGCAUUUGUCGGUGUCAAUUGGUUCGAAGGAAACAAUGCUGGUACAUGGUUCCUGGGCCAAGCGCCCGGUCCGGGUCUCCCCGAUGCGGAUAUAACAGCCAUUAAUCCCAAGGACGCCACUCUUGCCGCAUCGGACAGCCCCUGGGAACAGAGUUGGGCUAAAUACUGGCGUCCCCUUCUGGAGCCCGGCUCGAAUAACUCAACCAGCCCAACCAGCUCGAACGGUGGUCUUUCCACAGGGGCAAAAGCCGGGAUCGGCAUUGGAGUUGGAGUCGCUGGAGUUGUUCUCAUUGCCGGGGCAGCAUGGGUCGCGAUGCAGCGUCGUCGCAAGCAUCAGCCAGCCCCUGUAGAGCAAAGGAAGCCCAUUUUUCGAGGAUUUGCUGAAUUGCCUGUUUCGAAGAACCAGGAUGGAUUUCCAAGGGAAUUGGGUACUAAAGAGAAUGUGCAGCCGCAAGAAAUGGUGGGCUCCCAACCACUACGGCAUGAACUUCAGUGAGGUUAUUUGUAUUUUUGAUUCCCAUGACACACCCCCCCUUCUUAAUGACCACUGUCACAAUUACGAUGUUGUAUGCUUUUCUAUUUCUCUUGUUCCGUCUACAUGAGUUUGGCAGGUUUGUACGGAGUUGAUAUCUAAGUAUGAAGGAGUAUUCAGCAAGGGACAGCCGUGGAGAAGAAAGGAAUCCGUAGGUUUGGUUCGAACCCGCAAUGCUGAGACUUGACAGGUCCUGAAAUGCAUUCAGCUGUACAACUAACUCAUGGUGCAUAAAGUGCCCUAUGUUUCACGUUCAAUAACUGCCCGUGUUCUCGAAAGUCUCAAGGAUUGUCAAUGGCAUCUCAAUCACACGGACAAAGAUUUUGACGCACAUUUUCCCGUACAGCCAUGAGAAUGACGAUUGACGUGUAACUAUUUCCAUGGCUAUCGUGUCAAUAAACCGUGAAGUUACUAUAGCACAGACGACUAAAUUGCUUUUUAUUCAAGCUGGCUCCAACAAAUUCGAGAGCGUCGACACUAGAAGUAAGGAAGCAGGCAAGGGGCCAACACAUAACACAACCCAAGCUCAAAUGACAAGGCCGUUAUAGUAACUGGAAUGGAUCGACUCUGCAGGCGCCCGCCCCACAGGCCUUGG
Messenger RNA from Aspergillus alliaceus, 2488 nucleotides. RefSeq names its product aspartic peptidase domain-containing protein. Lineage: Eukaryota; Fungi; Ascomycota; Eurotiomycetes; Eurotiales; Aspergillaceae. The record is from RefSeq and is a predicted model, not a curated record. The coding region runs from base 202 to 1857 and encodes 551 amino acids. The transcript has a single exon.